GGCGUCUUUGCUUGGGGGUGCAGGGAUAGUGAGUUCAUAGGCAUUUUGCACAGCUGCCAAACGGCCAGUGUCUGCCUCUCCCACGAUUUACAAAACAUUCGUGCCUGUGUGCAAAGAGACUGGCAUUUUAGCUUCUGCAACUUCGCCAGCAAGAUUCCUAUCUGGUAGAUUUCUUGCCUGUGUAACUUACAAGAGCAAGCCCCGAUGCCUGGAAGGGAGCCGGAUGCAGGGUUCGCCCCAGUGUUUGCCCUGCUGCUGCUUGAGGGAAAUCUUUGCAGGGGGAUUUGGCCGCGUACAGAGAGAGAGAGAGAGAGAGAGAAACGCACAGAAGGCAGCGCCGUAUCACCUAGAAAUCGGUAACGGAAGAGGGAAAUGUAGAUCCAUAUGAAGAAAAAAGGCAUUCUCUUAUUCUAUGAUAUGUCAUGCAGAAUGUGACUGGAAGGAAGGAUGAUCCUGAACAUAAUCAUGCUAAGUGUGCUGAGAAGCAGCAUUUGGUGGAACACCGCCCUUUUGGAUGACACAUGGAAGCAGCAAAGGAAGCUAGUGAAGGCAAUACAGACUGCUUAUGACCAUACUGUUAUGUGGAAAUGAACAAGGAGAAGAGCUUGUAUCAAAGGGAGGCAGAAAGUUAGUGGAUGGUGAAAGAGGGAGCUAGUUGGGAAAACUUCAGGAAGCAUUGCACGUUGAAAGCACAUCCUGUAAUUUUAGUGACAAGCGAUGGCAUUAAAUUCCCCACAAUCGCUAUUGGUAUUACAGGAUAUAGACCUGCAGCUAAUUGGAUUUGAUUUAUAAGAGGGGAAUCUGCAGUAGAUGGCCGCUCUCUGCAUAUUGCCACUAUGGAAAACAGAAUUGUCAAUAGGAUGUAGGCUGAUAAAUAGUGCUGUGUGAAGAUGCUGCUUCAAUAAGUGUGAAAUCAAUGGAAGAUACUUGUCGUGUGAAAAGCCUUUUGAGAUUUUUCUGACAGGCUCAUAUUUAGGAAACUUGAUCCAUUUCCUGCGGUUGCCCUGUUUUUACACAAGUGGAUACGAAUAAGAUUGCUUCAUUGUAGCUAUACAACUAAUGUGGGACCAUGGCCCUUCCAAGAUCCGUAUGGCUGAACUGCGUAUGGAGAGCGAUGAUGGUCCGUUUAUUACACAUGGGAUUGGAUGCCACUUUUGUUCUUUGUAUACUUGGAUUUUUGCUUCAUGCUGCAGCUGUGUCCUCACAAAAAUUGGAUGAUAUUGACCCACUCGUGACCACCAACUUUGGCAAGAUAAGAGGGAUUAAGAAGGAACUUAAUAAUGAAAUUUUGGGGCCUGUUGUUCAGUUUCUUGGGGUUCCGUAUGCUGCCCCACCAGUAGGAGAGCAUCGCUUUCAACCUCCUGAACCUCCAUCUCCCUGGUCAGAUAUCAAAAAUGCUACUCAGUUUGCUCCAGUGUGUCCGCAGAACAUUAUAGAAGGCAGAUUGCCUGAAGUCAUGCUUCCUGUGUGGUUUACUAAUAACUUGGAUGUAGUUUCUACCUAUGUACAAGAUCAGAAUGAAGACUGCCUCUAUUUAAAUAUAUAUGUCCCAACUGAGGAUGUCAAAAGAAUAUCCAAGGAAUGUGCCAGAAAACCCGGCAAGAAAAUUUGUAGAAAAGGAGGUCCCCUUACAAAGAAACAGACAGAUGAUUUAGGUGAUAAUGACGGUGCUGAAGACGAAGACAUUCGGGACAGUGGGGGACCUAAGCCAGUGAUGGUGUAUAUUCAUGGAGGGUCCUACAUGGAAGGCACUGGAAAUUUAUAUGAUGGCAGUGUUCUGGCAAGUUAUGGCAAUGUGAUAGUCAUCACAGUCAACUAUCGCCUUGGGGUACUUGGUUUCUUGAGUACUGGGGAUCAAGCAGCAAAAGGAAAUUAUGGCCUCCUUGAUCUAAUCCAGGCUUUGCGAUGGACUAGUGAAAAUAUUGGGUUCUUUGGUGGUGACCCAUUAAGAAUAACUGUUUUUGGAUCCGGUGCAGGCGGUUCGUGCGUCAAUCUGUUGACUUUAUCCCAUUAUUCUGAAGGUAACCGUUGGAGCAAUUCAACCAAAGGACUUUUUCAAAGAGCAAUAGCUCAAAGUGGAACAGCUCUCUCCAGCUGGGCAGUUAGUUUCCAACCUGCAAAAUAUGCCAGGAUGUUGGCUACAAAAGUUGGUUGCAACAUGUCAGACACUGUAGAAUUGGUAGAGUGUCUGCAGAAGAAGCCUUAUAGAGAACUUGUGGACCAGGACAUUCAACCAGCGCGAUACCACAUAGCCUUUGGACCAGUAAUUGAUGGUGAUGUGAUACCAGAUGAUCCUCAGAUAUUGAUGGAACAAGGAGAAUUCCUGAACUAUGACAUAAUGUUGGGAGUUAACCAAGGGGAAGGUUUAAAAUUUGUUGAAAAUAUAGUUGAUAGUGAAGAUGGCAUAUCAGCUAGUGAUUUUGACUUUGCUGUUUCCAAUUUUGUCGAUAACUUAUAUGGAUACCCUGAAGGCAAAGAUAUAUUGAGAGAAACUAUUAAAUUUAUGUAUACCGACUGGGCAGACCGACACAAUCCGGAGACCAGAAGGAAAACACUGCUAGCUUUAUUUACUGAUCACCAGUGGGUUGCACCAGCAGUGGCUACAGCAGAUCUUCACUCGAAUUUUGGAUCGCCUACAUACUUCUAUGCCUUCUACCAUCAUUGCCAAACAGAUCAGGUACCUGCUUGGGCAGAUGCAGCCCAUGGAGAUGAGGUUCCUUAUGUACUGGGAAUCCCUAUGAUUGGUCCUACUGAAUUAUUUCCCUGUAAUUUCUCCAAAAAUGAUGUCAUGCUAAGCGCAGUGGUGAUGACAUACUGGACAAACUUUGCAAAAACUGGUGACCCAAAUCAACCAGUCCCACAAGAUACAAAAUUCAUUCAUACUAAACCCAAUCGUUUUGAGGAAGUAGCAUGGACCAGAUACUCUCAAAAAGACCAACUGUAUCUUCACAUUGGAUUAAAACCACGAGUGAAGGAACAUUACAGGGCCAAUAAAGUGAACCUGUGGCUGGAACUGGUACCUCAUCUGCACAAUCUUAAUGACAUUUCACAGUAUACCUCGACCACAACUAAAGUGCCAUCAACUGAUAUUACUUUCAGACCAACAAGGAAAAAUUCUAUACCUGUUACUUCAGCCUUUCCUACAGCCAAACAAGAUGAUCCCAAACAACAACCAAGUCCAUUUUCAGUGGAUCAAAGGGACUAUUCCACAGAGUUGAGUGUUACUAUUGCAGUUGGAGCAUCAUUGCUAUUCCUAAACAUUCUGGCCUUUGCAGCAUUGUACUACAAAAAGGACAAGAGGAGACAUGAUGUUCAUAGGAGAUGUAGCCCACAGCGUACUACUACCAAUGAUCUUGCCCAUGCACAAGAAGAGGAGAUAAUGUCCCUCCAAAUGAAGCACACUGACUUGGAUCAUGAAUGUGAGUCCAUCCAUCCACAUGAGGUGGUUCUUCGGACCGCCUGUCCCCCAGACUACACACUAGCUAUGAGAAGGUCUCCUGAUGAUAUUCCCUUAAUGACACCCAACACCAUUACAAUGAUUCCCAACACUAUACCAGGGAUUCAGCCCCUACACACAUUCAAUACCUUUACUGGAGGACAGAAUAAUACUCUGCCCCACCCACAUCCCCACCCCCAUUCACAUUCAACAACCAGGGUAUAGCCAGACAAGAUGAAACAAACUUUAUUUUUUUUUGAUGGAUUACAGUAGGUGACAUUAAUGAAGAUUACUUGGCUUUCAACCUACAAG
Molecule: messenger RNA, 3748 nt
Organism: Mauremys reevesii (Reeves's turtle)
Lineage: Eukaryota; Metazoa; Chordata; Testudines; Geoemydidae
Gene: NLGN1
Product: neuroligin 1
Exons: 10
Coding region: 1070-3661 (863 amino acids)
Biological process (GO): postsynaptic membrane assembly; neuron cell-cell adhesion; presynaptic membrane assembly
Cellular component (GO): cell surface; postsynaptic specialization membrane; synapse
Molecular function (GO): neurexin family protein binding; signaling receptor activity
Source: RefSeq, a predicted model, not a curated record